AUGGGUGUUCUAGAGAACAUUGUUCCAGGUGAGCUUUAUGAUGCUAACUAUGACCCCGAUAUUAUAAAACUCAGAAAAGAGGCUAAAGUAAAGCUUCACAAAUACAACACCCUCAGCCCUGUUGAGGAAACUGAAAAAAACAAAGUUAUCAAGGAAUUGCUGGGAAGCUGUGGCGAAAACUUUAUAAUUGAGCCCCCAUUUUUUUGUGAUUACGGUAGCAACAUUCAUAUUGGAAAUAAUUUUUACUCCAAUCACAACCUCGUCAUACUGGACGGAGCAAAGGUACUCAUUGGCGACAACGUAUGUAUAGCUCCUAAUGUUGGAAUUUAUACGGCAGGCCAUCCGAUUGAUGUGAAUAGACGUGUCCAGGGCCUAGAAUAUGCUAUUCCUGUGACUAUAGGUGAUAAUGUAUGGAUCGGAGGCGGAGUGUCAGUGAUUCCUGGCGUAACCAUAGGAAACAAUUCGGUGAUUGCCGCCGGGAGCGUUGUUAUUCGUGAUAUACCUGAAGGUGUGGUGGCUGCAGGUAAUCCCUGUAGAGUCAUAAGAAAAGUCACUGAAAGAGAUGAUACAAUUACAAAUUUUAAAAAAUGA
Molecule: messenger RNA, 591 nt
Organism: Saccharomyces eubayanus
Lineage: Eukaryota; Fungi; Ascomycota; Saccharomycetes; Saccharomycetales; Saccharomycetaceae
Product: acetyltransferase
Exons: 1
Coding region: 1-591 (196 amino acids)
Molecular function (GO): galactoside O-acetyltransferase activity
Source: RefSeq, a predicted model, not a curated record